Rotaria socialis is the source of this 756-nucleotide messenger RNA. NCBI's taxonomy places the organism in Eukaryota, Metazoa, Rotifera, Eurotatoria, Philodinida, Philodinidae. The record is from the annotation of a GenBank genome assembly.
AUGAAUGGCAAUGAUGAUUGUCUUCAACCUGUUAAAUAUCUCGGUAAAGUACGUUCAAUGUAUGCUCACGGAAUGGGUGUAGCUAUUGAGCCUGUACGUAUUGUUUGGGCUCGUUCGAAAAAAGGUUCACGUUACAAUCGUUGUGCUGUGUCAAUACAUCCGUUUGGUUUAUCCAUCUACGAAGAAAUAGCUAAUGGAACAUAUAAAAAUGUAUGGUCCGAUGCUAUUGAAGAUAUAUCUUAUUGUGUUGCUGAACCAUUACAUCGUCGUAUAUUUGCGUGGAUUGCGCGAUCUCCACAUACCAACGAACUUGAAUGUCACGUUAUACUCUGUAAAACAAGUAAACGUGCUCGCAUUCUUGCUGAACUACUAGCAAAAUCAUUUCAUGAUUCCUAUCGUUAUCGGCAGCAACAACAGCAGCACCACCACCAACGAGGCAGUGAAACCGCAUCAUUAUCAGCUCGUUGCUCCGUAUGUGAUACUCUUGCCCGAGAACAGCAAAAUAAUCGAAUGCGCCCAUCUCUAUUUCGAAGUCAUUCGCAUGACCAUGGCUACAAUGACGACAUCGAACAUAGUCGACAACAAAUGCACAAUGAUUAUGAACGAAUGUCAUUUAAUGCACAACCAAUUGCACGAGCUUUUGUACGAAGCUAUGAAAGCAAUUCAAUGAAUAGCAGUAGUCGUCGAAGUAUUGAUAAUGAUACAACGUUAGCUGAUGAAGAAUCAAUUAAACCAGUUGAAUAUUAUCGAGGAUAG